This is a messenger RNA of Acomys russatus (golden spiny mouse), 3011 nucleotides long. It is a transcript of the gene Pank1, whose product is annotated as pantothenate kinase 1. Gene Ontology annotation, cellular component: cytosol; nucleus. Gene Ontology annotation, molecular function: ATP binding; pantothenate kinase activity. Gene Ontology annotation, biological process: coenzyme A biosynthetic process. The record is from RefSeq and is a predicted model, not a curated record. Lineage: Eukaryota; Metazoa; Chordata; Mammalia; Rodentia; Muridae.
GGCGGGGGCGUGGCCAUGAGUGACCUUGUGAAGGUACUAGCCCACUGGGGGAUAGCAUUAGCAAACCUGAAACCUCUGCAAAUAUUUGGCUUCCUCCGGCAUUCCUCCCGAGGCUUCGGACUGUCUCGUGCCUACCUCACCCAGUACCCUUUAGGCUCGCUCCGCCACACAAAGCCCGAUCAGCCUAUCUCCUCUCUGAAAACCCUGAGAACUUCAUUCCGCACGUUGAAACUCGUCGGUGGCGGUGGCAGGCAGGACUGGGCAUGCUCAGUGGCGGGGACAGGUCUUGGAGGCGAGGAAGCCGCAUUUGAAGUGCCUCGGCCUGGGGAUGAGGGGGAGGCGGGGCCCGGGCCGGGGUCCGCGGAGGCUCCCGCUGCGGCGGCGGCGGCGGCGGCGCGCGAGGCCGACAUGCCGCGGCCGGGUGCAGUCAGCUCGGCGCGCGGGGGCCAGGUCGCCGAAGACAUGGGGGCGCCGACGGGAGGAGGAGGGGAGGAGCGCCGGGGCCGCCAGCCCCCGGCGCUGAGGCUGCCGGAUAGCAAGCCGCAGGGAGGAUCGGAGGACAGGAGGACGCCGGACCGUGACCUCCAGCGAGGCCGCCUGAGUCGGAGCCCGCGCACUGCCCCGCCGGCCCCGGGCAUGGGCGACCGCGGCGCGCAGCACGAGCGCGCGGCCCUGCAGUCCCCGGGGGCCCCCGAGGGCGCCGCGGCCGCCGUGAACGGGCUGCUGCACAACGGCUUCCACCCGCCGCCCGCCUGCAGCCGCGACCCGCCGCCAGCCCGCGUCCAGCUCUUGGCUGAGCUGCAGCCGCAGCCGCUGUUCGCCCAGCAUGAUUCCCCGGCCAAGAAAUGCCGGCUGCGGAGGAGGAUGGACUCCGGGAGGAAGAACAGGCCGCCAUUCCCGUGGUUUGGUAUGGAUAUCGGCGGAACGCUGGUUAAGCUGGUUUACUUUGAACCGAAGGAUAUCACAGCAGAGGAAGAACAGGAAGAAGUGGAGAACCUGAAGAGCAUCCGGAAGUAUUUGACUUCGAACACUGCCUAUGGCAAAGCUGGGAUCCGCGACGUCCACCUGGAACUGAAAAACCUGACGGUGUGCGGGCGCAGAGGGAACCUGCACUUCAUCCGCUUCCCCACCUGCGCCAUGCACACGUUCAUCCAGAUGGGCAGCGACAAGAACUUCUCCAGCCUCCACACCACCCUCUGUGCCACGGGAGGUGGGGCUUUCAAGUUUGAGGAGGACUUCAGAAUGAUUGCUGACCUGCAACUUCAUAAACUGGACGAACUGGACUGUCUGAUUCAGGGCCUGCUUUAUGUUGACUCAGUUGGCUUCAACGGCAAGCCGGAAUGUUACUAUUUUGAAAACCCCACGAAUCCUGAGUUGUGUCAAAAAAAGCCAUACUGCCUUGAUAACCCAUACCCUAUGUUGCUGGUUAACAUGGGCUCAGGCGUCAGCAUCCUAGCCGUGUACUCCAAGGACAACUACAAAAGAGUGACGGGGACCAGUCUUGGAGGUGGGACAUUCCUAGGCCUAUGUUGCUUGCUGACUGGUUGUGAGACCUUUGAAGAAGCUCUGGACAUGGCAGCUAAAGGCGACAGCACCAAUGUUGAUAAGCUGGUGAAGGACAUUUACGGAGGAGACUAUGAACGAUUUGGCCUUCAAGGAUCUGCUGUAGCAUCAAGCUUUGGCAACAUGAUGAGUAAAGAAAAGAGAGAGUCCAUCAGCAAGGAAGACCUCGCCCGGGCCACAUUGGUCACCAUCACCAACAACAUUGGCUCCAUUGCUCGGAUGUGUGCACUGAAUGAGAAUAUCGACAGAGUUGUAUUUGUUGGAAACUUUCUCAGAAUCAAUAUGGUCUCAAUGAAGUUGCUAGCAUAUGCCAUGGACUUUUGGUCUAAAGGACAGCUGAAAGCACUGUUUUUGGAACAUGAGGGUUACUUUGGAGCUGUUGGGGCCCUGUUGGAACUGUUCAAAAUGACGGAUGCUCAGUAGAGGGAACAGCCCCUCGUGGGGACAGAGAGCUGACGGGCACAGCCAGAGAAGGUGACAUCUCCUUGGGACAGAAGCCAAGCCACUAUGGUGGAUGAACCUGCUGUAUUUGUAAAUAACUUAAAAUCUUAGAUCUUUUGCUCUUAGGUUUCAAGCUUAUGAUACAAAAUGGGGCAUAUUAAGAAUUUUUUCUGUAUACUGUAUUUUUUAAAGAAAAAAAAAAAAAAAAAGAAAUUGUGCAGCGUGGCCAAACCUACCAAUUUCAUGCGUUAACUUUGAAAAGUUGUGUGAUGUUUAAGAGGGGCCUGAAAUGAGAACGCUGUCCACUUUUCUUCUGGGGUUUACUGAUCAGUGUGGUAAAUUUAACUUCAUCUAGUAAUUACUCUAGGAGAUUUUUGCCUUUACUUAUAUUUUUUCAUGACGUUUCAUGAUUUGCUGUUGGUUUCAAAUGAAACUACGAAUCUGGCAUGUUGCACUGUGAACACUUUGUUUGUUUACUCUCUCUCUUUUUUUUUAAUCCUUUCUGUUUCAGUGUCUUAGGACAAAAAAAGAAAGAGUCCUUCCUCUGUUUUUGUCCCUCGUGAUCUCCCUCUUCUCUGUCUGUAGGCUUUCCUUAUUGUAAUUGCUCAUGUCAAUCAAGGUGCUGACCAACUCAACACAAAGUUAAACACACAAUCCGCAAUUCUAAAAGUCUGACCAUGUGAAAGGAAAGGGUUAAUGAAGGUGGCAAACAUUGAGUAUUAUAUUGCAAUUUUAUCUUUGUCUUCUUACCCCUCAAAUCAUAAUAUUCCAUUGGAUUUACUUUACACUAAGUUGGAACAGUCUGUGAUAAUGUGUCCUCAUUCAUGUGUGCCAUAUAAAAGGCAGCAAACCCCUGUGUAAAAUUUGGAGGGGCUGAUCUGAUCACACAGGACUUAAGGAAAGUCAUGGGUUGAGGUGUUAGAAAUAAUGAUCUGUUUUGCACAUGUUUUUACCCUAUGAGCCGUGUAACGAGACAUCUAAAGUAAUAACGUUACAGGGUUGGUUUU